This is a messenger RNA of Carassius gibelio (silver crucian carp), 2670 nucleotides long. It is a transcript of the gene nrip2, whose product is annotated as nuclear receptor interacting protein 2. Lineage: Eukaryota; Metazoa; Chordata; Actinopteri; Cypriniformes; Cyprinidae. The transcript is spliced from 6 exons. Gene Ontology annotation, biological process: proteolysis. Gene Ontology annotation, molecular function: aspartic-type endopeptidase activity. The coding region runs from base 487 to 1374 and encodes 295 amino acids. The record is from RefSeq and is a predicted model, not a curated record.
AGAGAACGAGAGGAAAACGGGAGGACAGUUCGCCUCUGCAGCACUGCAAGGACAGAGUGAACAUCUCCGGGACACAAACGGACCAAAGCUCUCAACAAUCACAAGCUCUUCACCAUGACAGCCUUGCCAAUCACUGCACUGGACUGACAGCUGUCAAUCACAUGACAGGAGAAGAUUAUCAGGAUCACCUGCUACAGGAGAGAUUACAAGCUACUAUAAGGGACUUAAGCGGAGUAAUUCCAACUUGGUUGGUUGGUUAGAAGUUGCUAUCCAGAGGGAAAUUGGCCAUUUUUGAUCCCUUAACUGAACGCCUGCAUGUGUUCAUGAGUGUGUGCUUUAGGGGGAGUGUGUACGAGGUUUUCUUGCUGUGUAUCAGGGUCACAGUCUUACUGGCUGUCACCCGUCAGUGUAGUGCCACAAUAAGCUUCAGUAGAGCCUGUUUAAGCGGGUAGCUCUGUUUAUUUUUGCAUUUUAGCCAAGAAAACCAUGAGUGAGGGCAAGAAGGAGUUAGAGAUGAGGGACAAAGCCAUCAUGCACCAGCAGAGGAGACUGAAACAGGCCACCCAGUUCAUGCACAAGGACUCCGCGGAUCUUCUGCCUCUGGAUGGGCUGAAGAGGUUGGGAACUUCCAAAGACCUGCAACCCCACAGCAUCAUUCAGCGCCGUCUCCUGGAGGGCAACAUUCCACGUUUGCGCGGAGAGGCCCGGGACGUCCCAUCUCAUGUUCGUUCACCCCUGGCAGACAGCAAAGAGGGCGGCGAGCCGGAGGAGAGGAGCGAGAGCACGGUGGAUGACUCCACAGAGGAGAAGGAGUCUCCAGAGGAGAGCGAAAAGAGCCUGAGGUCUGAUGAGGACGAGGAUGAAGACAGCAGCGAUGCAGGUGGAAAGAUCGAGUCCAAGCAGAAAAAUGAAAUAGAAGAGAAGACGAAGAAAGUGCUUGAAGAGGAUGAGAGAGCAUCCACCCUCUCAGCUCUAGUGGUCCAGUGUAAGUGUGGAGAUGCAGAAGUGAUGUUAUCCAUAAACACAGGGUGCCAACACAACCAUAUCUCUAAAACAUGCUGCAGAAGACUUGGACUGAAAACCAACCUAGAAGAGAAACCUCAUGACAAGCUGCCGCUAAGUGAUUCGACAGUGGAGACAGUGAAGUCUCUGCACCUGCAGCUGGGCACAGAAAGAGUGCAAUGCACAGCCCAGGUCAUAGAGGACGCCACAUUUGAGGUGCGUCUGGGUCUACAGACUCUGCUGGAACUCAAAUGCUGUGUGGAUCUGAACUCCAGAGUGCUCCGGCUCCACAGCACAGAGCAGGAGCUUUCCUUCCUGGAUCCACCUGCUAGCAGCCUGUGCCAUCACCAUGACAACAACAAAAACAUGUGACCUCGGACCUACGUGCCCAACAGCCACCAUGACUGUACCCAUGUAAUCAGAGAGGAAGUCGCCAGAAAGACGCCUGCAUCUGGACUGUAGUGUUCCCUUGUGCCAGAUCAACAUAGACAGGCCUCUCCUCUCUCAUCUUUCCUUCUUUAUUCUUUGUUGUUUGUUUCUGUGCUAUUACAGAAAUCUGCCAACUAUGAUUUUAUAUUACUAUUUGCUGUACUGAAGUAGUUUUGAUUAAAUGUAAUAAAGCAGAGGAGGAGGAAGUUUGUGUUCUGACAUUUUAAAAUUGCCUUCAUUGAAAUGAAAAAUGGGGUACACAGCUAAUCCUUAAGAAACUGAACUGUUUGAAGAUUGAGAAGUAAUAUUCUGUAACAUUUGAUUUUAACUACAAAGUAAAUUAUAUUCUUAUUAAUGUAACAGAGAGUCUCCUACACAAUCCCCAAACCUGAUUUUAUUCUUUUAAAUUUAAAAAAAUAAUAAUAAUCUGAAAGUUUCUUUCCCCGAAAGCUCAAUUUUAUUCAUCCAAAACUGCCUUGUACCAACAAAGACUGUGCUUUUGAACCUCAUUUCCCUUUAAAAAGCCAACUCUGCCCUUAGAUGAUAAGAAGGACUUCAGCCAGCCCAAUCAAAUGUUAAUUGAGCCCUUGGGCUGCAAUCUCACUCAAUGACCCCCAAAACCAAGCAAAACACUUGAUCUGCAUGAUUUUAUAGACUUCCUCCUAGUAUUUUUCUGGUUUUGGUGUGUGUCAGAAAAUUCAAUGAUUGUCACCUGGAAGUUUUUUCUUUUAGAACGGUUGAAUUCUCUUCACCUAGAGCCCAGUUUCUAGAAACCCUUUUUUUUUGCUGCUCAAGUCUGUCCUCAUAUUAUAACCAGAGGCAUUUUCUCCAUCACCUACACUUUGAUUAUUGUUUUGUUUGUUCGUUCAUGAAGCAUAACUAUGACUGUCUUAGUCCAGCCAAAGGCUCCCACUAAAAUGCCAGUCGAUGACCUAAAGGGCAUCUAAGUUGCACACAAACCUAAACGGUGUGGAUAAUUAAAUUGUUGGCACACAAUGCUCAAUUACCCUCAUCUGGCCUUUUAACACUAUAUGGAUGACUUUUCAGUGAAGGACAUCCAUAUAUUUGCUGAUUUUAUGUUCUUCUCUUUCUUUCUAUGAUGUGUGAGGGCCAACUGCACGAAACAAACAAACAAAAAAAAGUUUAUUUUUGGUGUUUUUUUGUUUUUUAUGGUUUCCUUUUCUCUGAACAGUAUUUUCUCUGCCUAAAAAUAAAUAAAUAUGUAUUCUGUCUAUGAAA